UGCCACUGCGAGAGCGCUGAGUUUGACAAGAGUAUAAUAACCGCAGAACUUCACACAAGUUUGUCCGUUACACCUUAAGCAGUGUUUUAAAGACAGAUAGUAGCCUUUUUUUACUUUGAGGAACCUAAGCUGUCACUUUCAGGCAAUCAUGGAGCGCCCCAAACAGAAACAAGUGAAUCAAAGUGAAAAUGAAACGGAUGCCGCGAUUAAUGGACACUUUGACGGCCGGGUGAAGAUGCCCGGAUGGAGAGCCGGUGGUGCCGCCGGGGACCCGAGCACCGUGCCGUCCUCCAGCGUGAUGGAGAGCUGGCGGGAAGAGCGCACUCGCAGUCUGGAAGACAACGAAAUGAGCCUGCCGAGCAUCGCCGCGGCUUACACCACUAUUCUCAGGGGUCUCGGGGAAGAUCCGCAGCGGCAGGGGCUCCUCAAAACUCCGUGGAGAGCCGCCACCGCCAUGCAGUUCUUCACCAAGGGUUAUCAGGAAAAAAUCAUCGAUGUCCUGAAUGACGCAAUCUUUGAUGAAGACCAUGAUGAGAUGGUGAUCGUGAAGGAUAUUGACAUGUUUUCCAUGUGUGAACACCAUUUAGUUCCCAUUUUUGGCAGGGUGCAUAUAGGUUACCUUCCAAACAAGAGGGUUCUUGGUCUGAGUAAAUUAGCACGGAUUGUUGAGAUAUACAGCAGGAGAUUGCAAGUUCAAGAGCGUCUAACUAAACAGAUUGCUGUCGCCAUCACUGAAGCUCUACAGCCUGCUGGUGUCGGAGUGGUCGUUGAAGCCACUCACAUGUGUAUGGUUAUGCGAGGCGUCCAGAAGAUGAACAGCAAGACUGUGACCAGCACCAUGCUGGGCGUUUUCCGCGAGGACCCCAAGACACGAGACGAGUUCCUGACCCUGAUCCGGAGCUGAGAGAGUCAGUGUUUCGCUCUCCACUGCCAAAACACUCUGACCAGCCCUCUUCUCAAACGCCUCCCUGGAUCGAAGGAAUCCUCUCUGGUUCUGCCUCCGGACGAGGCACUGCUGCUGUGUAACAUAGCGUCCCAACCGCCUCUGGGGAGGUUACCUCGGUAACACCAUCUCUUCUGUAUUGCGUGUGUGUGUGUGUAUUGAGGUUUUGUGCAUGUUUAGUCAGUAGAACUGUGGGAGCCUCUGUUGAUGGGACUGUGGCUGUUGCUGUUAUAUGGAAGCAUUGUGUUAUGAAGGACGUCUUAGAUUAGCACAAUUUAACCUCUCUAAACUAACAAGCACCAAACCCACCAAAAUUUGUUUACAUCUCUUUCUGGUUGGGUCACAUUUGCGCUCUAUUAAACGCAACAAAGCAGUUUUAUUUUCACGCUUUUGAACUGGGAGGUACGUGUCAUUCUGAAUACUCAAUUUUACUGUUAUAAAAAGUACUGUCGAGGUACCAUGGUACAGUAAUGGUAAUGAAAAUCACCAUGGUACUAAAUGAUUACCAAUAUUCAUAUUCCUUGUUAUUUACAAGGUACUUUAAAGAUUAUUAUGGUAUUAUAAUGGUACAUGUCCAAAAAAUAAAAAAUAAAACUCAUAGUAUUACAAUA
Megalobrama amblycephala (Wuchang bream) is the source of this 1554-nucleotide messenger RNA. RefSeq names its product GTP cyclohydrolase 1 (gene gch1). The record is from RefSeq and is a predicted model, not a curated record. Gene Ontology annotation, molecular function: zinc ion binding; GTP binding; GTP cyclohydrolase I activity. Bases 149 to 904 code for a protein of 251 amino acids. Lineage: Eukaryota; Metazoa; Chordata; Actinopteri; Cypriniformes; Xenocyprididae. The transcript has 6 exons. Gene Ontology annotation, cellular component: cytoplasm. Gene Ontology annotation, biological process: tetrahydrofolate biosynthetic process; tetrahydrobiopterin biosynthetic process.